AUGGAGUAUAAUAAUGUGAAUUGGGCGAUAGGAAAUCAGAGACAAAUGCGCGCCAAAACUUAUGCCAAUCUUGGAAACUUUUUAUUGCAAGAAGCCGCUAGAAAAGGCUUGGGGGUUUCGGGGCAGCAGUCGGUCGGUAAAAUCGUCGUUUCACCGCCCACCAUUCCAGGGUCUCAUAGGUACUAUUAUAAUGGGUACAUGGAUUGCAUGGCCCUUUGCGAGAAAUUGAGAAGGCCUCCAACCUAUUUGUUGACUUUUACUGCAAAUCGGCAGUGGGCGGAAAAUACCGAGGAACUCCAACGGCUCGGUAAAGGUACUGAUGAUGUUGGCAAUUUUUCUGAUAUUGUGUGUAGGAUUUUCGAGCAGAAGUUGGACAGUCUGAUGCCAGACUUGCUGCAACGGCAAAUUCUUGGAAAAGUCGAGGCUUACGUGGUGAGAAUUGAGUUUCAGAAGCGCGGUGCUCCUCACGUACACAUUCUUCUCUAUGUGACAGAACAGGACGUUUCCGAUUCGGUUGAGGAUUUGGUUAGGGUGAUUUGGGCCCGUUGCCCCGUGCAAUCUGAUGGCGCUGGAUAUGGAAGGUUGCGAGAUUUAGUGGCCAAGUUUAUGAUACACAAUAUGUGUAAUGUACUCGUGUCUGACUUGUCCGAAGCCGAUCGUAUCCGGAAUGAUCUGGAAGAUGUCGACAAUUUAAUGCAGCCUGGUGAAAAUCAGCAUGAGCAGCUCUCUUGUGAAGACGAUCCCGCCGAUGACAUUUCUCAAACGUCACGGCCGUCGCUGGAGGAGCUGCGAUCUACAUGCAAAAUUCCAUCAAGUACAGCACUUAGUAUCAAUUUUAUUGCAAUAAUAACAAAUAUUUUAUCAUAAAGGUAUUAUUUAAAUAAUUGAGUAUGACUAAACAAUACAGCC
Molecule: messenger RNA, 909 nt
Organism: Ceutorhynchus assimilis (cabbage seed weevil)
Lineage: Eukaryota; Metazoa; Arthropoda; Insecta; Coleoptera; Curculionidae
Source: the annotation of a GenBank genome assembly